Messenger RNA from Lytechinus variegatus (green sea urchin), 2778 nucleotides. RefSeq lists its product as uncharacterized. Gene Ontology annotation, molecular function: protein binding. The transcript is spliced from 2 exons. NCBI's taxonomy places the organism in Eukaryota, Metazoa, Echinodermata, Echinoidea, Temnopleuroida, Toxopneustidae. Gene Ontology annotation, cellular component: ciliary inversin compartment. The coding region runs from base 586 to 2529 and encodes 647 amino acids. Gene Ontology annotation, biological process: protein localization to ciliary inversin compartment. The record is from RefSeq and is a predicted model, not a curated record.
AUAGGUUUAUUCCACAAUAUGUGAGUCUACUUUGUCAGUCUCUAGAGUAUUAUAUUGAUGUCAUCAGGCAGGUCAAUGUUAAAAACCUUAAAAGCCACAUCCAGGAAAUUCUAAUCAACCUAUCAAAGAUCUUAUAUUCCUUCACUGAUAGUCUUUGCAGUGUCCAAGGUGUGGAAUGUGUGAUUCAGCCAGUUGUCCAGAUGAUCAAAGUCAUAUGGAGCAGGUUAGAUAGAGCUUCAGUCUCAAGGGAUCCAUACAGGCAUCUCACCAACUCUGUCUGUCAUAAGUUACUUUGUGAUAUGGUUGCGCACUUUAGAUACUACUAUGACUUUGAGGAAAAUAGGUACACUUGUCACUGUUUCAAGCAAGUACUUGUUCACUUAGUCCAAGUUGAAGGUGCCUCAGAUAUUGAUAUCAAUGGAGAUACCCUUCUGCAUUCAUUGAUGGGUCUUGUGUUCUCGGGAGAGAUUCAGAUGGUUCAAGACAUAGCUCUUCUAUUUCUAAGAUAUGAUUGAUGUGCUGCAUGCUGAAUUUAACUGCUAGUUUUGUGCUUCUGAAAGGUCACCAGGCAAUGCAUGUUUAGUCAUGGCUUCUACAGGACCUGUAGCAUCAUCCAGUUUGAAAGACUGUAGCAGUUCUAAGAGAGAGGGUGAUCUGGUCAGGAUCAUUGAGGAUGAUGCCACACUGGUAAUGGUUCAGGAUUUCAUCAAGCAGCAGGAUGGGAAGACUGACUUGAAUGAGAGAAACAAGCAUGGUCGGACGGCAUUGAUGAUGGCUUGUUUGCAUGGAAAGCUGGAAAUUGUGAAGUAUCUUCUUGAGAUAGGAGCCGAUCAUCAUCUUACUGCACCUGACAAAAAGAACACUGCGUUGCACUUUGCUUGCAUGUUCAUGGAAAGCAACAGUGAAGCAGACAGUGCACUGAUAGGGGAAGAGACUGCAGAAGGGGCUAAAAAUCCAGCAAGUGGAGAAGCCAAAGGAGACGGUUUCGAGGCUCAUUUUGAUGUGAAAGGAGAUGCGAUUGUAUUACAACUUAUCGUUAACCUCCUGUUGCACAAAGCCGAAUUCCAGAAGAAUGAUGAUGGACUGUAUCCACUUGACUUAGCUGCAUUGAACAAAAGACUCGGUGUCUUUGCUUUCCUUGGCAGUAAAGGUCUAGUGGGAAAAUCUAUGCUUGUUAGGGGAUUGAACAUUCUGGGUUACUUAUUGGCUGUGGAGGAUAAACACAAAGAUGCAGCUAAAAUACUGGGAAAAGCUGUGAUGGAAAUGGAGAGUGACACUGGCAAUCCAGAUCCUGUGGAAUUCACAUCAGAUCUUGAAACUUUCCUUGGUCAAAAAGAGUGCAAGACAAUGGCAGAUUGGAAGGCAUUAAAGAAAACUAAUCAUGCAAGAAAAGUUAAUGCUUUCCUUGUUGGUGAUCGUGUUCUUCCAGAGAAGUUGAAGCCAAAGGUACUGUAUGGACCACUUGCAAAAUAUGGACAUGAGUUGCUUUUCAAGAUGAAAACAAGGGCUAAAGGUUUUCUCAUAUUUGAUGCAUGUCUUCAUCUGGAAAGGAAAGGAUUGUUUUAUUUGAAUACUGUCUUGAUGUACCUGCGGAUGAGUGUACCUAGAGCAGAAACCCUCGAAAUUUUCAGAGAUGCUCAGUUUAUUAACAGCACAUGCAAGAUGUUAGGAAAGUACAUUGAUGUCAUGAAAGACGUCCCCAUUGAUCAUCUUGAGAAGAGUGUCAAAGACAUCAUGUGCAACCUUGGUCGUAUCUUGUUCGAUGUAAUUAAUGAAUAUCAAAGUCUUGAAAUCUUGGAGCAGUUUCUCUCACCCAUCAUAGAGAUGAUCAAUGUCAUUUGGGAUAGGAUCCCAAAGCCUGAAGCUACUGGCAGUGGUAUCCUGUUCCCCACUAUUUCUGUCUGUCACAAUGUUCUCCUUCACCUGGGAAGAGAGUUCUGUCCAAAUAUCUUCUUCUGUGCCCCUCAUCCCUCCAGGACACGCAGGUACACCACUUUCCUCUUCAAGCGAUUAAUUGCUAAUCUUCUGCAUGUCGAAGGUGCCCUUGAUUUAGACUGUCAUGGGAACACAAUGAUUCACACACUGAUGGUGUACUCACAAACUUUAUCACCACAACUGAUUGUAGAUAUUGCAAAGAUCCUGAUAAGACAUGGCUGCCCUACUGAUGCAAAGAACAAGAAAGGGGAAACCCCUUAUGACAUCAACAUGGAGAUGAGAGAAAAUGAAGAUGACUUUGAUGAUGAAGAUGAUUUUGAGGAUGAGGAUGGAGAUGAACCUUGCCUACAGCUGGACCCACGAGGAAUGGGCAUUGUGUAUGAGCUCUUGAAGGGUCCAGAAGAAGUGUAUUCUCUUCAAGAGCUUGCUGCAAGGUCUAUCCUUAGCUAUAGGAUCCCUUAUCGCCAGAAGCUUCCAUCUACACUGUGUGCUAUUAUAAGAGACCCAGUCCUGGAUGAAGAUUAUGAAGCUGGAGAUUCUGAGACUUCCAGUGACUAUGAUUCAGAUGGUGAACAAAACUGCCCAAUAUCUUGAGGAUACAAGCUCGUUUAUAACUUCUUUGCUUUCAUUGAUUUGACUUUUUUUGAAAUUGAACAACUUCUCAUUUUUUACCUCCAUCUGUGCUUUUUGUCUCACCUGCAUAGCAAGGCAAGACUAUAGGCGUCAUUUUUUUUCCAACGGCGACGGUAAUGCCAUCCCAUCAGCAUUAAAAUCUUAACCAAUGUUUUGUCACCUGCAUAGCAGAGUGAGACUAUAGGCGACGCUUUUCCGACGGCAGCGGCG